Molecule: messenger RNA, 2586 nt
Organism: Anarrhichthys ocellatus (wolf-eel)
Lineage: Eukaryota; Metazoa; Chordata; Actinopteri; Perciformes; Anarhichadidae
Product: excitatory amino acid transporter 5-like
Exons: 9
Coding region: 780-2240 (486 amino acids)
Biological process (GO): L-glutamate transmembrane transport
Cellular component (GO): plasma membrane
Molecular function (GO): neutral L-amino acid transmembrane transporter activity; glutamate:sodium symporter activity; L-glutamate transmembrane transporter activity
Source: RefSeq, a predicted model, not a curated record
UUUGCUUGCUUUCCUUCCAACCGUUUUUCAUCUCGUGCAUGGAUUCGUCUAAGCUGAAAAGACAAUCAGAGUGAUGUGAUUUCUCUCAGCGCUCCGCCAGCAAACAGACAAAGCCAGAAUAGUGCCGACGGUCCGAGUCACAGUGUAAGAAUGAGGGCCACAGAUGCUCACCGAUGGCCCGAGUGUGUCAGACCAGUGUGUUAGUGACACAAGUGACUAACCUUUUUCAAUUGUUUACCAGACACAUUUUCCCCAAAAUACACAAACCUUACAUUUAUUUACAUGAAUAACUCUUUACAUACUGCCCAAACCUCUUGAAAUUAGUUCUGGGAGUCAUGAAUGGAGGAAGCUAAGCUGCAUUCUUCAUUAUUUCUCAUGAAAUAAUGAAUAAUGAAUAAUUCUAAAUAUCUUUUAGUUUCGCAAAAGAAAUCUUACCGGCCCUAAUUUGAGCUCAAAAACCUUCGUCGAGUCCAGCAACUCCGUCUAAACUUGCAGGAUCCUCUGACUUCUCAGAAGACCUUUUCACCCCAUCAGUUCAGCCAAAAAACCAGAAACAACAACCGGACCGGGUCCAGGAUGAUCCAAAACAAAGGCGUGUGAGGUUGUUCAACCUCUUUAAGCCUCUUACAGUGGCUGUAAUUCGGUCUGCAGCGCUGCCGUUGGCUCUGAUCAUGAUGAUUUAAUCCCUCAGUGGAAAAGGUUAGGUCGUCUUUGGAUUUUACAGGAUUGUCACCCUGCCAGUUAAACAGUAACAAAGACCAAUAAAAAAAUUGGAAGGCAUGGACAAGCUUCUUUUACCAAGCGGCGAGGAGGAGGAGCGCUCCGAACACAGUUCGUAUGCUCCGGGAGAAGCAAAGAGGACGAUGUUGGACCGGGUGAAGACUCUCUUCCAGGGGACGUGGAACCUGAGGAGUAACUUGAAGGGUUUCUUGAAGAGGAACGGGCUGCUGACGCUGUCCAUCAUCUCCGUGAUCACCGGCUGCACGCUGGGCUUCACGCUGAGGGGAACUCAUCUGUCCACACAGGCAAAGAUCUACUUCUCCUUUCCCGGAGAGCUGCUGAUGAGGAUGCUGAAGAUGCUCAUCCUUCCUCUCAUCACAUCCAGUUUGAUGUCGGGUCUGUCGUCGAUGGAGUCGAAAGCGUGCUGUCGGAUUGGCGUCCUGACCGUCACCUACUACCUGUGGACCACCUUCAUCGCCGUGGUGGUCGGCAUCGUGCUCGUCCUCAUCAUCAAACCCGGCGUGGGGACGGAGAUGGAGAGCAACCGGCUGGGAGGGGGGCCCGUCAUGACCUCGGCCGACGCCCUGCUUGACCUCAUCAGAAACAUGGUUCCCUCUAAUCUGAUCGAGGCCACGUUUCAGCAGUACAAAACGGACCUGAUUCCCAUCCUCAAAGUCCAGGCCAGAACCGUCCAGCCCAACUUUGUCUACGUCUUCCCUGACGAGAGCGACCCGAAAGGUCGGACGGUGUACCUGGAGCUGACUCCGCCUCCGGAUGUCACGUACAAGACGAGUCCCGGCAGCAGCCAACAGAUGAACGUCCUUGGCAUCGUCAUCUUCUCCGCCACCAUGGGCCUGUUGCUGGGCAGGAUGGGAGAGCGAGGAGCUCCCCUGAUCAGUGUGUGCCAGUGUAUCAACGAGUGCGUCAUGAAGAUCAUCAACGCUGCUGUCUGGUACUUUCCGUUUGGGAUCAUCUUCCUGGUAGCGGGGAAGAUCCUGGACAUGCAGGACCCGAGCACGCUGGGAAAGAAGCUGGGCUGGUACGGCAUCACCGUGCUCGCUGGCCUCUUUGUCCACGGACUCAUCCUCCUCCCUUUCUUCUACUUUGUCCUCACCAAGAAGAAUCCCUUCACCUACAUCCGUGGGCUGCUGCAGGCCAUGGUGAUCGCCCUGGCUACCUCUUCCAGCUCUGCCACGCUGCCCAUCACCAUGAAGUGUUUGUUGGAAAACUGCAAUGUUGACCGGCAGAUCGCCCGCUUCGUCCUCCCCGUGGGUGCCACCAUCAACAUGGACGGCACAGCGCUGUACGAGGCUGUGGCGGCCAUUUUCAUUGCUCAGGUUAAUGACUAUGAGCUGGACUUCGGCCAGUUGGUCACCAUCAGCAUCACGGCUACAGCUGCCAGCAUCGGUGCGGCGGGUAUCCCUCAGGCCGGUCUGGUUACCAUGGUGAUCGUGCUGACAUCAGUGGGCCUGCCGCCAGAUGACAUCACACUUAUCGUGGCCAUCGACUGGAUCCUGUAAGUUUACAGUACUCAUUUUGUAGAAAUGUCUCUUUCUGUGCAGUUUAGUAUUUAUUCACAUUUAGUGAAGAUCUAUUAAUGUUAUCAAAUCAAUGACUAAAUUGGAAACGAAAACUGUUCCCCUUUGCAUUUUUCAAUUUUUUGAGCCAGGGCAGCAAGGACAUCACAUAAAACAAUGAUUUUCAGUCCACUGUAUGAAAUAGUUAGUUUAAGGAUGAUCUCAUUUUUAACAACUAUCAGUGAAAUAAAUAUAAGAUGUUUAUUUUCAAAAAAUAAUGUAUUGGUAUUUACAUCUGAGAGGUGCAGUUUUUUGCCUGCCCGAAAUCAGCUGGGGCAGUGCGGGGGUC